AUGAAGAUGUUGGGAUUUUUAUGUCCUUAUGUCGCAGUGGUGAUUUAUCUUAUGUUUGUUGUGGAGAUGUCGAGUCACAGCAGCCAUGGAUGGGAGUUAGCUCAUGCAACUUUUUAUGGUGGCAUGAAUGGAAGAGAAACCAUGGAGGGUGCUUGUGGAUAUGGAAAUCUAAUCAAACAAGGGUAUGGUCUAGCGACAACAGCACUAAGCACAGCCCUAUUCAACAAUGGAUCCACCUGUGGAGGCUGUUUCCAGCUACAAUGCACAAAUUCGUCUUGGUGCAAGAAGGAUGCUCCAGACAUAAGGGUCACUGCCACCAAUUUCUGCCCUCCAAACUACACAAAAACAACAGACGUCUGGUGCAACCCACCCCAGAAGCAUUUCGAUUUGUCUCUCCCAAUGUUCUUGAAAAUUGCAGAGUACAAAGCUGGCAUAGUUCCAGUGCGUUUCAGGAGAGUCGCGUGCCAUAAGCAAGGAGGAAUUCGAUUUGAGCUCAAGGGAAAUCCUAAUUGGUUGUUGGUGCUGGUUUAUAAUGUUGGAGGAGCUGGGCGAGUUGUUGAUGUUAAAAUAAAAGGCUCUAAGACUAGAUGGCUACAAAUGACGAGAAAUUGGGGUCAGAAUUGGCAGACUUGGGAAAGUUUACAAGGGCAGAUAUUGUCUUUCCAAGUGACUGCUAGUGAUGGUAGAAUGGUGCAAUCUAAUAAUGUUGCACCAGCUAAUUGGCAAUUUGGCCAAACUUAUCAAGGUAUAAAUUUUAGGUGAGGUAAUUUAAGCUUUGCAAUUAAAAGGAGAGAAUACUUUACUAUCUUAUUGAAUCAUUGGAAUA
Messenger RNA from Manihot esculenta (cassava), 826 nucleotides. Its product is annotated as expansin-A6. Gene Ontology annotation, cellular component: extracellular region. The transcript has 2 exons. Bases 1 to 762 code for a protein of 253 amino acids. The record is from RefSeq and is a predicted model, not a curated record. Gene Ontology annotation, biological process: plant-type cell wall organization. Lineage: Eukaryota; Viridiplantae; Streptophyta; Magnoliopsida; Malpighiales; Euphorbiaceae.